Messenger RNA from Boleophthalmus pectinirostris (great blue-spotted mudskipper), 1011 nucleotides. RefSeq names its product C1q and TNF related 4 (gene c1qtnf4). The transcript is spliced from 5 exons. Gene Ontology annotation, molecular function: protein binding. Lineage: Eukaryota; Metazoa; Chordata; Actinopteri; Gobiiformes; Gobiidae. The coding region runs from base 1 to 1011 and encodes 336 amino acids. The record is from RefSeq and is a predicted model, not a curated record.
AUGGAGGGAGGAGGGGAGCACCUGGCCGUCACCUUCGACCAGGUGACGGUGGACGUGGGCGGAGACUUCCAGAAGGACACGGGUCUGUUCACCUGCAGGGUCCCAGGAGCUUAUUACUUCAGCUUCACUGUGGGAAAGUUUCCUCACAAGGAGCUGUCCGUCAUGCUCAUGAAGAACCGCAACGAGGUCCAGACCAUCGUGUACGACGAAGAAAACACGGAUGAGCGCAAGAUGCAGAGUCAGAGUGUGAUGCUGCAGUUGGACUUCGGCGACACCGUUUGGCUGCGUCUCCACGGUGACCCACGUUACGCGCUCUACAGUAACACGGCACAUUACACCACCUUCAGCGGGUACCUGAUCUACCCCAGUCUGUACCCGGGACUGUCCUCCGACUACGACACUCCACAGACCAACGAGCUCGACCUAAGACCCACCCAGAGGACCGAGGGCACCCAGAGGACCGAGGGCACCCAGAGGACCGAGGGCACCCAGAGGAUCAGGGGGGCAGCAGAGAGCAGAGAGAGCUCAGAGCACAUCCUGAAGAGCUCGGAGGAGGAGGAGCCCGAGGAAGACCCCCGCAGCGCCUUCUCCGUCGGACGCACCCAGAGCAUCGUGGGCGUGACCAGGGCGGGGCUCCCGCACCACCGUCCGAUCAGCUUCGACUCGGAGUUCGUGAACAUCGGCGGGGACUUCAACAUCACGUCGGGGGUGUUCCUGUGCCGCGUCCCGGGCGUCUACUACUUCUCCUUCAACGCCGGGAAGCUGCCGGAGAAGAGGCUGUCGGUGAAACUGAUGAAGAACCAGAUGGAGGUGCAGACGAUGAUCUACGACGACAGCCGCGGUCAGAGGGCGCUGCAGAGCCAGAGCCUGAUGCUGUCGCUGCGCCGCGGCGACACCGUGUGGCUCUACUCGCAUCAGAGCCAGGGCUUCGGCGCCUACAGUAACCACGCCAAAUACAUCAACUUCAGCGGCUUCCUGGUGUACCCCGACCCGGCCAACAGGAGGCGCUAG